UACGGCACAAACCUUACCUUGGCGAUCUCAUGGUGCACCUUAUGAAGGGCCGCUAUUUUAAUGGAUCGAAGUCAGUUGGUUCCAUGUUUGCUCAAAAAUUCAGCGAUAUCGCGAAGAAUAAAGCCGAACGGCCCGAGGUCCCCAUUCCUAUGGUCGCUUUGACCAGUACUUCAGUGUACGCGGCACUCUUCUGGAAGGCCCAGGGUGCUCCGACGAAAUUUAACUUCACAGGGAACCAGUUUAGUGAAGUAUAUUUCUUCCACGUGCAAUUUCUCGAGGAUCUGAAGGCGAACACACCUAAAAAAUUCCACAAACUCAUGGCGGAUAUUUUUGCUGCAAUACAGGAUCUCAUGCACACGAAGAAGGCUGCUGCCGAGAUGAAAACUGAUGCUCUCGCAUUUCUUGAUCUCGAUGGGAUGGACGAGUAG
Molecule: messenger RNA, 428 nt
Organism: Suillus clintonianus
Lineage: Eukaryota; Fungi; Basidiomycota; Agaricomycetes; Boletales; Suillaceae
Exons: 3
Source: RefSeq, a predicted model, not a curated record